Molecule: messenger RNA, 1029 nt
Organism: Moneuplotes crassus
Lineage: Eukaryota; Ciliophora; Spirotrichea; Euplotida; Euplotidae
Source: the annotation of a GenBank genome assembly
AUGAAGAUGAGGAAGGGAAGGGUCACCUUCACCCAGCCGCUCAGGAUCAAGAAAGAAGCAAUCCGGGCAUAUUCAAAACUAAAGUUAGUUAAAAUAUUCGACUUGAUGCUAUGCCACAUCAAAACUCUCCCUCCCUGAACUGAAGUCCAUGACAGUCACUCAAUCCAAGAGCACGACAUGACCUUAGCCACAACCUUACAACAGAAGAAGCUCAUUCGUAAAACCAGGAAACAAGCUGCUACAUCUAAAUACUAUAAUAACUCUUCAAUGGCAGAUAUAAGUGAGAUUACAAGAGAAGAACCCUGAAGAAGUAAUGCAGAAUGGGAUAAGAGUAGUAAGGACUUCACUACUCCUGUGAAGACACGGGAAAGAACAAAGUACAUAACGAAUGCUAUGUUCAAGGUUGUCCAAAAGCCGAAUAGGAAAGUAUCCAUGCCUGUGAAGGGCGCUGAGGCCAAGACCCAGGAUGUGUUGGUCAAGAAGGUACCUUUGAGACAUAGUGCAACAAGGAAGAUCUUGCCUAAGUCUAGGUCUGGGAGUAUAAAUGCUACUCCUUCAUAUAAACACCGUAUUCGUCAUUCAAAGAUUAAUCAAUAUAUCACUUCAGUUAAAUAAAGCGAGGAGAAAGACUAUCUCUAGUAAAAUUACUGCAGAAGGAGACUCGACAAAAAGCUCAAGCAAAAAUUUCGCAUAUAAAGCAUUAACAGUAAAAUAUAUGAAAGGGAAAUUUGAGACAAUGAAGAAAGUUAAUAAAUUCAGAGGAGUAACCAAAACUAGGAACACAAUGGCCAUGAGGAAGACAUCAAGUAAUUGGUCUAUAAAGUCAACACAGCCUCCUUCCGAAAGCAACCGGUUUAGAAGGCCAAACUCCUCGACCAACACUAGGAUCCUUAAAAGAAGUCCCUCGCUUCACAGAAAUUCCUCUUAUAAAAUGUGUAAAGAGAAGACAAGAGAGAACAUGAUCAGGAUAUAUGUAAAUAAAGACAAUUGGGUGACUUAGGUUGAAGAAUAUCGGCAUUUUUAAACACU